GGUUCAAUUUUACUCUCAAGUUAAUUGGAAAUAGAAAGAGGAAAGGGGCGGAAACGACCAAAGCCCAUACGAAUAUAAUGUGCUAACGGCUACGCUCCUCCUCCGGUUCUCUCUCCUUCCGAGAUAUACGGCCAGCGCUCCCCUUCCCCAUUCUCUCCCCAAUACAAACAAAUACAGCCUCGCUACUCUUAUCAGUCUUAACUAGUAGGGUUUUUCAAUUUUCUCUCUAUUAUUUACAUAAAUUUCGGUAGUAUACGGUUACACAUUCGUAGUGUUUGUGUUCAUACACAUUGGAAUGGACGCUUAUUCGCUGCAUCUAGCGAUGGCGGCGCUCGUCGGAGCGUCGUUCGUUGCGGUCUCUGCGUACUAUAUGCACAGGAAGACCCUAAACCAGUUGCUGGAGUUCGCGAAGGCGAUGGAGAGGGACAGAGAAGACGUCGCCGCGGAUGCGGACGACGGCGGCGACGCGGCGGAACAGUUGAAGAAGUACUCGCGGCAGCGGAGGAAGGGGAGUGAAGGGCAUUACCGCCGCGGUUCCGCAUCGUUGCCGGACGUGAGGAUGUUUUACGGCGGCAGCAGCGGAGGAGGUGAGAUGGAGGACAAAAUAAACGGUCAGGCGCACGUGGAUUCUAUUCCGACGGGCUUGCCGAGGCUUCAUACCCUUCCCGAAGGACAUCUUAUUCGACCCACUUCUCCUAAAUCACCUAUUGCUUGUGGAAGUGCAUUUGAAAGUCUAGAAGGUUCAGAUGACGAGGAUAAUGUGACUGAUGUAGCUAAGCUAGACUCUACAUAUCUUCUUAUUAACGGAAAUGUGAAUGUACAGAAUAUUAAUGCCAGCGUUGAGUCAAAAGCCAUGGCUACACCAAGCAUGAUUCGCUCACAUAGUGUAUCUGGUGACCUGCAUGGUGUUCCACCUGAUCCUGUGGCUGCUGAUAUCCUGAGGAAAGAACCAGAGCAAGAGUCUUUUGUUCAAUUGAGAAUUUCCCCCACUGAGAUACCAUCUCCGGAUGAAGUGGAGGUCUACCGUGCUCUGCAAGAUUGCCUUGAAUUGCGAAGAAGUUAUGUAUUUAAAGAAGCUGUUGCUCCAUGGGAAAAGGAAAUUAUAUCUGAUCCUAGUACUCCAAAGCCAAUCCUGAACCCAUUUGAUUAUAAUUCAGAGGGGAAAUCUGAUCACUAUUUUCAAAUGGAAGAUGGAGUUGUUCAUGUUUAUGCGAGUAAAGAGUCGAAAGAGAAACUUUUUCCUGUUGCUGAUGCUACUACUUUCUUCACAGACCUACAUCAUAUCCUUAGGGUUAUAGCAGCUGGGAACAUCCGAACACUAUGCCACCAUAGGCUAGUUCUUCUAGAACAGAAAUUCAAACUUCAUCUAAUGCUUAACGCGGACAGAGAAUUCCUGGCUCAAAAAAGUGCACCACAUCGAGACUUUUAUAAUGUUAGGAAAGUUGACACGCAUGUUCAUCACUCCGCUUGCAUGAACCAGAAACAUCUUUUAAGGUUCAUAAAAUCAAAGCUGAGAAAGGAGCCAGAUGAGGUUGUUAUAUUCCGAGAUGGAACAUAUCUGACCUUGAAAGAGGUGUUUGAGAGCUUGGACUUAACUGGUUAUGAUCUGAAUGUUGACCUAUUGGAUGUUCAUGCUGACAAAAGCACCUUUCAUCGCUUUGACAAAUUUAAUCUGAAGUAUAAUCCUUGCGGUCAGAGUAGAUUGAGAGAGAUCUUUCUGAAACAAGACAAUCUCAUACAGGGUCGUUUCCUGGGUGAAGUGACUAAGCAAGUAUUCUCAGAUCUGGAAACAAGUAAAUAUCAAAUGGCUGAAUAUCGAAUAUCAAUAUAUGGCAGAAAGAUGAGUGAAUGGGACCAACUGGCAAGUUGGAUAGUAAAUAAUAACUUGUACAGUGAGAAUGUUGUAUGGUUGAUUCAGCUUCCGAGGCUCUACAAUGUGUACAAGGAGAUGGGAAUUGUUACCUCGUUCCAGAACAUCCUUGAUAACAUCUUUCUGCCUUUAUUUGAAGUUACUGUUGAUCCAGAUUCACAUCCGCAGUUGCAUGUUUUCUUAAAGCAGGUUGUUGGGCUGGAUCUUGUGGAUGAUGAAAGCAAGCCUGAAAGACGACCUACAAAACACAUGCCUACACCAGCUCAAUGGACCAAUAUAUUCAACCCUGCAUUCUCGUACUAUGCAUACUACUGUUAUGCUAACCUCUACACCUUGAACAAGCUUCGUGAGUCGAAAGGUAUGACCACUAUUAAGUUCAGGCCACAUUCUGGAGAGGCUGGUGAUAUAGACCAUCUUGCAGCAACGUUUCUCACAGCUCAUAAUAUCGCACAUGGGAUCAAUCUUAGAAAAUCUCCAGUCCUUCAAUAUCUGUACUACCUAGCUCAGAUUGGUCUGGCUAUGUCUCCUUUGAGCAACAACUCUUUAUUCCUAGACUACCACCGUAAUCCGUUUCCCAUGUUUUUCCUACGGGGUCUAAAUGUAUCCCUCUCAACGGAUGAUCCUUUACAAAUCCACUUAACAAAAGAGCCCCUGGUGGAAGAGUACAGUAUUGCAGCUUCAGUAUGGAAGUUAAGCUCAUGUGACUUAUGCGAGAUUGCUCGUAAUUCUGUGUAUCAGUCUGGUUUUUCACAUGCUUUGAAGUCUCACUGGGUUGGGAACGAGUACUUCAAGCGAGGACCGGAUGGAAAUGACAUUCGCAGGACAAAUGUCCCUCAUAUUAGGCUUGAAUUUCGUGACAUGAUAUGGAGAGAGGAGAUGCAACUGGUUUAUCUGGGUAAAGCAAACUUUUCCAAGUUUAUUGACCCAUGACAUGCUUGCCUAACCUGAACACCAGUCUUGUUGGUUGCUUAAAAAUACAGGAACUGGCAACCUAGACUAGCAUUUUGUUAGUAACUUUAGUCAAAGAGCUGUAUUUCGCUAACCAAGCAGUGAGCUUCUGGCUAGGGCAACAAUGAUUCUAUUGUUGGUAGACGAGAGUCACCCGGGUCAAAGUACAAACCGACAACUGGAGCUUACUAUGUCAGUGGAAUACAACAUUUAUCUGUAUGGUAUAUAUAGAUCAGUAGUGCCCUCACCUAGUUGGAUGAGUUUGAACCAUCCAGUGAUUGUGUAAUUUUGCAUUAAAGCCCAAGACCAAAUAAAAAGAAAAAGCAAUUAAUCUUCCCUCUGUGGAGAUUGUGCAUUCAUUUGUUUUUACGA
Messenger RNA from Sesamum indicum (sesame), 3190 nucleotides. RefSeq names its product AMP deaminase. Gene Ontology annotation, cellular component: cytosol. The record is from RefSeq and is a predicted model, not a curated record. Gene Ontology annotation, molecular function: AMP deaminase activity. Gene Ontology annotation, biological process: AMP metabolic process; IMP salvage. NCBI's taxonomy places the organism in Eukaryota, Viridiplantae, Streptophyta, Magnoliopsida, Lamiales, Pedaliaceae.